AUGCUCGACGGGUGGACCGACGAGGAGUUCGAGGUGCUGCGCUCCCCGUGGCUCGUGUGGGGGCACUUCGCGCUGACGUGCGUCCUGUUCGUCGUCGUCAUCGUCCACCAGUGGCUCCGGUCGGGCCCGGAAGUGCCCAACAGCGUGGGCUUCUUCCACCCGUUCACCUCGGACGGCGGGGGCGGCGAGAGGGUGCUCUGGUGCGCGGUGCGCGAGAUCCAGCGCGCCAGACCGGACUGCCAGUGCGUCAUCUAUACCGGCGACGACGCCAGCGGCGAGGAGCUCGCGCGGCGCGCCAAGGAGCGCUUCGGCGUGGAACUGCGCACCGUUCCCGGGGUGGUCAAGCUGCGAUGGCGCGACCUCGUCGUCCCCGAGCGGUACCCGGUGCUCACGAUGGUCGGCCAGGCGAUCGGCGGCGCGCUGCUCACCGCGGAGGCCGUGACGUCGUACCGACCCACCGUGUUCUUCGACACCGUCGGGCACGCCUUCGGGUACCCCGUCGCGAGACUCGCGGGAUGCGUCGUCGCGUGCUACGUCCACUACCCGACAAUCUCAUCCGACAUGAUUGCUCGAGUCGCCACGCGUUCCGACAUGUACAACAACCGAUCCAUCGUCGCGCGCUUUUGGCUUCUCAGCGCUUUAAAGCUGGCGUACUACCGGCUGUUCGCCGUCGCGUACGGAUGGUGCGGACGGUACGCGACGUGCGUCGCCGCGAACAGCUCGUGGACGGCGGCGCAUCUGAGACGACUGUGGCGCGUCGACCGUAUCCGAGUUGUGUAUCCGCCGUGCGACGUGGCGGGUCUCACCGACUUUUCUCUGUCCGACAGAUCGGGCUGGGGUCGAUCGACCGGUGUUCAAGGGGGUGAAGGGGGUGUUCAAGGGGUCGAAGGGGGUGUUCAAGGGGUCGAAAGGGUCGAGGCGAACGAAAGGGUCGAAGGAGUCGAGGGAGGCGGAGGGAACGGAGAUGGGCCGUACCUGGUAUCCGUGGGGCAGUUCCGCCCGGAGAAGGACCACGCGCUGCAGCUGCGGGCGUGGGCGAAGAUGCGCGCCGACGAGCGCGACGCGACAACCCCGAGCGUGCCCCCCAACGCGAGGCUCAAGAUCGUGGGCGGGUGCCGGAACGAGGGCGACGAGCGCAGGCUCGACGCCCUGCGUUCUUUGACGAAGGACUUGGGCGUCGACGACUCGGUCGAGUUCCACGUCGACGUUCCCUACGCCAGGCUUCGCGAGUUACUCGGCGGCGCCGCGGGGGGGGUGCACACGAUGCUCGACGAGCACUUUGGGAUUUGCGUCGUCGAGUACAUGGCGGCUGGAGCCGUGCCCAUCGCGCACGACAGCGCGGGUCCCGCGAUGGACAUCGUCGUCCCGGCGGUGAGGCCAGAGGCGUCUGAAGGCGAUGACGAGAGUCCGAACGAUGGGCCCUCCGGAGACGAUGUAGCCCGCCUCCCCGUCGGAUUCCUGGCCACCACGGUGGACGGCUACGCCGACGCCAUGUGGGCGGCGCUGAGCAUGACCGACGACGAGCGGGUGACGAUGGCGACGUUGGCGAGGGCGAGGGCGAACGCCUUCGGCGAGGGGAAGUUUAACGGGGCGUUUCUCGACGCGGUGGCGCCGGCGCUGGCGAGCCUUGCGGUGGACAGGAGAGACGCCAUCUUGGAGGCGGCGGGGGUACGAACGCGGGGACCGCACGGCGUGGUGUCGCCGGCGGGCGGCCCGCGGCGGCGGCGAGGGUAG
Micromonas commoda is the source of this 1734-nucleotide messenger RNA. RefSeq names its product glycosyltransferase family 4 protein. The record is from RefSeq and is a predicted model, not a curated record. Gene Ontology annotation, molecular function: GDP-Man:Man(3)GlcNAc(2)-PP-Dol alpha-1,2-mannosyltransferase activity. The coding region runs from base 1 to 1734 and encodes 577 amino acids. The transcript has a single exon. Gene Ontology annotation, biological process: protein N-linked glycosylation. Lineage: Eukaryota; Viridiplantae; Chlorophyta; Mamiellophyceae; Mamiellales; Mamiellaceae. Gene Ontology annotation, cellular component: endoplasmic reticulum membrane.